GGCGGCGGGCGGGUACACCGGCUCGCCGUGGCCGCCGCUCGAGCUCGACCCCGUGGGAUGGGGCCGCAAGCUGUACCCGUCUGGAGCUCCGAGAUCAUCAGGUGGUCUGAUGUUUGGCCUUCACCACCAAGAAGCGGCGGGGGUUCACUCUCAGCCGCGAGGACCCGUCACGUCCUUGAAAGAAGAGCCGCUCACGCGAGCUUGGAUGACCCCCACUUCUUUAGUUGACAAUACCAACAGUGUGGGCGUAGGGCGCGCCCACUUCGAGAAGCAGCCGCCCAGUAACCUGCGCAAGAGCAACUUCUUCCACUUUGUCGUAGCACUCUACGAUCGCGCAGGCCAGCCGGUAGAGAUAGAAAGGACAGCGUUCAUAGGCUUCAUCGAGAAAGAUCAAGAAGCUGAAGGUCAAAAAACUAACAAUGGCAUUCAAUAUCGACUACAAUUGCUAUAUGCGAACGGUAUACGGCAAGAACAGGAUAUAUUUGUUCGAUUAAUCGACUCUGUAACCAAACAGCCCAUCGUCUACGAAGGUCAAGAUAAGAACCCGGAAAUGUGCAGAGUUUUGCUCACACAUGAAGUUAUGUGCAGUCGAUGUUGUGAUAAGAAAAGUUGCGGCAACAGAAAUGAAACUCCAUCGGAUCCUGUCAUUAUAGAUCGAUUUUUUCUAAAAUUCUUUCUGAAAUGCAAUCAGAAUUGUUUGAAAAACGCCGGCAACCCGCGCGACAUGAGAAGGUUUCAAGUGGUGAUAUCAACGCAAGUCAUGGUCGACGGUCCACUGCUGGCGAUAUCGGACAACAUGUUCGUUCACAACAACAGUAAACACGGGAGACGAGCGAAGCGACUCGAUCCGUCUGAAGGUAUUGACGCCGCGCCCGAGCCUAAUUCGGGGCUAUACCCACCGUUGCCUGUAGCAACGCCAUGCAUCAAAGCAAUAUCUCCGAGCGAAGGCUGGACGUCAGGGGGUUCUACGGUCAUAAUAGUUGGGGAUAACUUUUUCGAUGGACUCCAAGUCGUAUUCGGAACUAUGUUAGUUUGGAGCGAGCUUAUAACGUCACACGCGAUUAGAGUGCAAACACCGCCGCGACACAUACCAGGCGUGGUGGAAGUUACUCUUUCGUACAAAAGCAAGCAGUUCUGUAAGGGGGCGCCUGGAAGAUUCGUUUAUGUUUCUCUCAACGAGCCGACAAUAGAUUACGGCUUCCAGAGACUACAGAAACUUAUACCGAGACAUCCGGGCGACCCUGAAAAACUGCCCAAGGAAAUAAUACUGAAGCGAGCUGCAGAUUUAGCGGAGGCUUUGUAUUCUAUGCCCCGUAACAACCAACUGGGGCUCGGGGCGCCGCGCUCGCCGCCCGCCAGUAUGCCAUUCAACUCCUACACGGGACAGCUGGCUGUCAGUGUACAGGACACUGCCACAUCGCAGUGGACUGAAGAGGAGUACGCGCGCAGCGGCGGCUCGGUGUCGCCGCGCUACUGCUCGGCCGCGUCCACGCCGCACGCGCCCGCCUACGCGCCGCAGCACUACCCCGCGCCGCCCGCCGCGCUCUUCAACACGUCCUCGCGAAUGAGCGGUUUGGUGUCGUCACCGUUUAGCGUCAACCCGUUCUCGCUGCCGACGUGCAGCGCGCAACAAUACGCACAGACCGCUCCACUCGCUUCCAAGUAACGAUUUUUUACGUUGAGUAAUUAACUUGCUAAACUAUAAGCAAUUUAAUAUUAUUGCAAUAUUUAUCUUUAUUUUUUUUUUUUUUAUAAUGGCAGAUGACGCAUACAAAUGUUGACAUGUAAAAUUAUUAGUGUUAUAAUAGACAACAUGAUAAUAGAAUUUUCAUUAUUAAUUUUAAUUUCAAAUACGC
Nymphalis io (European peacock) is the source of this 1856-nucleotide messenger RNA. It is a transcript of the gene kn, whose product is annotated as transcription factor collier. The record is from RefSeq and is a predicted model, not a curated record. NCBI's taxonomy places the organism in Eukaryota, Metazoa, Arthropoda, Insecta, Lepidoptera, Nymphalidae. The transcript has 15 exons. Gene Ontology annotation, biological process: regulation of transcription by RNA polymerase II. Gene Ontology annotation, molecular function: RNA polymerase II cis-regulatory region sequence-specific DNA binding; DNA-binding transcription factor activity, RNA polymerase II-specific. Bases 110 to 1666 code for a protein of 518 amino acids.